Physcomitrium patens is the source of this 4164-nucleotide messenger RNA. RefSeq names its product coatomer subunit alpha-1. Lineage: Eukaryota; Viridiplantae; Streptophyta; Bryopsida; Funariales; Funariaceae. Gene Ontology annotation, biological process: endoplasmic reticulum to Golgi vesicle-mediated transport; retrograde vesicle-mediated transport, Golgi to endoplasmic reticulum; intra-Golgi vesicle-mediated transport. Gene Ontology annotation, molecular function: protein binding; structural molecule activity. Gene Ontology annotation, cellular component: COPI vesicle coat. The record is from RefSeq and is a predicted model, not a curated record.
CGCUCGUGCAGCUCUGCCGAUUGCUGCUCCAGGCCCCGCCGAGGAGCUUUGUUGAGGUUGCGAUCGGGGUGUGGAGUGCAGGAGAACUGUGGGAGGAGAAAUCUGGUUGUUAAUUUUGUUGCACCGGUGAAGCUACGCGUGCCGAGGGUUUUGUCUUUAGUUUGAGACCUGGGAAUGGUUUUUAAGAGUAGUGUGUGCUGGAGGGUGUAGGGAUUUGUUGCAUUUUCUGUUGUGUUAGGUCUUCUGCUUGUGGGAGAGGGCGAUAGGCGUGAGGAGUGACUGGAUCUGGCACAAUGUUGACCAAGUUCGAGACGAAGAGUAACAGGGUGAAGGGGCUGAGCUUUCACUCGCGGCGGCCAUGGAUUCUCGCCAGCUUGCACAGCGGCAUUAUUCAGCUGUGGGACUACCGGAUGGGCACGCUCAUCGAUAGGUUCGAUGAGCACGAUGGUCCUGUGAGGGGCGUCGAUUUUCACAAGUCGCAGCCUCUGUUUGUUUCUGGAGGGGAUGAUUAUAAGAUCAAGGUAUGGAACUACAAGAUGCGACGCUGCUUGUUCACUUUGCUGGGUCACCUCGAUUACAUCCGGACGGUCAAAUUCCAUCAUGAAAGUCCGUGGAUUGUGAGUGCUAGUGAUGAUCAGACCAUCCGCAUUUGGAACUGGCAAUCUCGCACAUGCAUUUCUGUGCUUACGGGACACAACCAUUACGUAAUGUGCGCAUCAUUCCAUAUUAAGGAGGAUUUAGUGGUAUCUGCAUCAUUGGAUCAGACUGUACGAGUUUGGGAUAUUGGAGCAUUGAAGAAGAAGUCUGUGUCUCCAGCCGACGAUAUGAUGCGACUUGCGCAGAUGAAUACUGAUCUUUUUGGAGGAGGUGAUUCUGUAGUGAAGUAUGUUCUAGAAGGCCACGACAGGGGUGUCAAUUGGGCAUCAUUCCAUCCCUCUUUGCCGCUGAUUGUGUCUGGAGCAGAUGAUCGUCAAGUGAAGCUGUGGAGAAUGAAUGAUACUAAGGCAUGGGAGGUGGACACUUUGCGGGGUCAUGUGAACAACGUCUCUUGUGUCCUGUUUCACGCACGUCAAGAUGUCAUUGUAUCGAACUCCGAGGACAAGAGCAUCCGUGUGUGGGAUAUGUCGAAGCGCACUGGUGUACAGACCUUUCGAAGAGAGCACGAUCGGUUCUGGAUUCUUUCUGUCCAUCCUGAGAUGAACCUUCUUGCAGCUGGUCAUGAUAGUGGAAUGAUUGUCUUCAAGCUGGAGAGAGAGAGGCCUGCUUGUGCUGUCCAAGGGGGCACGUUGUACUAUGUGAAGGAGCGUUCUUUACGCACUUAUGAUUUUACUUCUGGAAAGGACAACCCUCUUAUUUCCAUUCGUCGAGCAGGAUCCAUGGGGCUAAAUCAGGGUCCGCGGACUCUGUCAUACAACCCAGCAGAGAAUGCAGUUUUAUUAUGUUCAGAUGUCGAUGGUGGUUCAUAUGAGCUGUACAUCGUUCCUAAGGAGAGCAACGGCAGGAGUGAGGUAGCUCAGGAGGCAAAGCGUGGGUUAGGUUCAUCUGCAAUCUUUGUAGCACGAAACAGAUUUGCUGUCCUGGAAAAAAACCAAAACCAGAUUGUCAUCAAGAAUCUGAAAAAUGAAGUGACCAAGAAAGUCACACUGCCAUCCCUUAACACAGAUUUGAUCUUUUAUGCUGGAACUGGAAACUUACUUUGUAGGACAGAGGACAAAAUCGUGCUCUUUGAUCUGCAGCAACGUGCCACACUGGGGGAGGUCAGCACUCCCUUUGUGAAGUAUGUGGUGUGGUCAAACGAUAUGGAGAAUGUGGCAUUGCUAAGCAAGCAUGCCGUAGUAGUGGCCAACAAGAAGCUCGUGCACAAGUGCACCGUUCAUGAGACCAUCCGUGUGAAGAGUGGCGCAUGGGAUGAUUCUGGUGUGUUCAUAUACACUACCCUCAACCACAUCAAGUAUUGCUUACCAAAUGGAGACAGCGGAAUUAUUAGAACGCUAGAUGUACCAGUGUAUAUCACCAAAGUCAGCGGAAAUUCCAUCUACUGUUUGGACCGGGAUGGCAAGAACCGGGUUAUUCAAAUCGACGCAACUGAGUAUACAUUCAAGCUAGCACUCAUCCAGCGCAAGUUUGACCAGGUGUUGCACAUUGUUCAAAGCUUACAGCUUUGUGGACAGUCUAUUAUUGCAUAUCUUCAACAGAAAGGGUUUCCGGAGAUUGCCUUGCACUUUGUUAAAGAUGAACAGACUCGCUUCAAUUUGGCUGUUGAGUGCGGUAACACUGAAGUUGCAGUAGCAUCGGCGAAGGAGAUAGACGAAAAGGAUUGCUGGCAUCGCCUUGGUGUUGAGGCGUUACGACAGGGAAACCACGAGAUUGUUGAAUAUGCAUAUCAGAAGACUAAGAAUUUUGAGAGACUUUCCUUCUUGUAUCUUAUAACCGGCAAUGUGGAGAAGCUUGCAAAGAUGCUGAAGAUUGCAGAGAUGCGUGGUGAUGUUAUGGGGCGUUUCCAUAAUGCACUUUAUCUUGGCGAUGUUCAAGAAAGAGUGGCGAUUCUGGAGGAAUGUAACCAUUUGCCUUUAGCGUAUGCCACAGCUAAAGUUCAUGGGUUGACUGAAGCAGCUGAGGAAUUGGAGAGACAACUUGGUGACAAUAUUCCAUCUCUUCCCGAUGAAGAAAAAUCAGCUUUAUUAAUGCCACCAAGGCCAAUCCUUCAGGAAAACAACUGGCCAUUGUUGGUAGUUAGCAAGGGUCUCUUUGAGGGUAUUUUUACAGAAACCGUUGGAGCAGCUGAUACGGAUGGUGAUGACGGAGCUGCAGGAGCUUGGGGAGCAGAAAUAGAUAUUGUUGAGCCAGAGGGCCUCGACGGAGAGACAGUGAUUGUUGUUCCAGAAGAGGAUAGAGGUGAUGAUGAAGAGGGAGGCUGGGAAAUGGAGGAUCUAGAAAUUCCGGCUGAUGCGCAUGCACCUGAGGUUUCAUUUGAGGCUGCCUAUUUUGUUACUCCCUCCGCAGGAGUUCAAAAAAGUCAAAACUGGAUUCAGAGCUCUUCUCUCGCUGGAGAACAUGCAGCUGCUGGCUCUUUCGAUUCAGCAAUGAGAUUGCUGAGUCGCCAGCUUGGAAUCCAUAACUUUAAACCUUUGAAGAAUAUUUUCUUGGAACUUCAUCUUGCGAGUCAGGCUCUUCUACCAACUCUAGUAUCUGUACCAGAGCUACCUUUGUUUUUGGAGCGAGGGUGGACUGACAGCACACCAAUCAAUGCGAAGGGAUCUCCUGCAAUUUUGACGAAGCUUUCCUCCCUUGAAGGGAAGCUCAAGGUUGCAUACAAGACGACUACAGAGGGCAAAUUCACCGAGGCGCUUCGACUCUUCCUUGAUAUUCUGCACACGAUACCUGUUGUGGUGGUCGAUUCUCGCAAAGAAGUGGACGAGGUGAAAGAGCUUCUUGGGAUUGCUAAGGAGUAUACUCUGGCACUCAAGAUCGAACUCAAGAGGAAAGAACCUGCUUUGAAAGAUGAUUUGAAGUCCCAAUCCGAACUUGCUGCCUACUUUACUCAUUGUCAGAUGCAACCCACCCAUUUGAAGUUGAGUCUGCAGUCAGCUAUGUCAAUUUGUUUCAAAGCCAAGAACUACAACACCGCCGCAUCCAUUGCACGAAGACUCCUAGAGUUAAACUUGUCUCCAGCUGUAGCAAGCAAGACUCGCCAGGUCUUGCAAGUGUGUGAGAAAAACCCAAGAAAUGAGAUGGAGCUCAACUAUGAUCCUCGCAAUCCUUUUGUGGUCUGUGGGGCUACGUACACUCCAAUCUAUCGUGGCAGCAGGGAUGUUUCAUGUCCUUACUGCAAAGCACGUUUUGUUCCCGAGACCGCAAACAGUUUGUGUCCAGUUUGCGAUCUUGCUGUGGUCGGGGCUGAUGCUUCAGGCCUACUUUGCUCUCCUUCACAAAUGCGGUAACUUCAAAGCCUUCAGCAAGAAGUAGCUGAAAAAUCUAGAGGUUAGUGCCUCAGUUGGGUCCGUAGGAGUGCUUUGAAAACAGUUUUGAAGAAGCCAAAUGAUCAGUAGUGGUCAUUGAAUGCCCAACGAGGGUGGUUAAUAUGUUUCGCUUAGACAUUUUGAUUCAUUGUACGUUAUGUACACAGUAUAAAUUCAUCUAUUUUCAACAGUUUUCUGGCAGAUA